Messenger RNA from Zophobas morio, 1004 nucleotides. Its product is annotated as inhibitor of growth protein 3-like. Gene Ontology annotation, biological process: regulation of DNA-templated transcription. Bases 1 to 618 code for a protein of 205 amino acids. The transcript is spliced from 5 exons. NCBI's taxonomy places the organism in Eukaryota, Metazoa, Arthropoda, Insecta, Coleoptera, Tenebrionidae. The record is from RefSeq and is a predicted model, not a curated record. Gene Ontology annotation, cellular component: NuA4 histone acetyltransferase complex.
AUGAAUCUGAAAAUAACCUCAACAGUUAUCAACGUCACGUACAAUUUAGGACACAUCGGCGCGGGGCCGGCGAUCGCGGCCGCCGCCUCGCAAGCCAUCGCGGCCACGCAACGAAUGCAGCAGGGUAGAAGGACGGCUAGUCUUAAAGCUUCGUAUGAGGCGAUAAACACGGGUAGUCACGGGCACGAGUUCAGUAUCGGGAGAGAGUUGGCCGGGGCGGCGCAAACUGCCAUCCAGGCGAUCCAACAGGACCACACCAACAACAAGAAAAAACAAAAGAAAUGGGCUAGCAGUAACUCGAAUACCACGUCGGCUUCGACGAUGCAGGCGAUGUUGAACGCCCCCUUGUCGGCCGCCGCCCCCGAGUCGCCGUCCAUAGACGUGUCGUCUCAGAGUGCGGAAGUGACCGACGGCGAGUGGACGUAUGACCCGAACGAACCGAGAUACUGUCUGUGUAAUCAAGUGUCCUAUGGCGACAUGGUGGCUUGUGAUAACGAAGAUUGUCCGACGGAGUGGUUUCAUUAUCCUUGUGUUGGUAUCACUGCGCCUCCAAAAGGAAAGUGGUAUUGUCCUCAGUGUUUAGCGUCUAUGAAACGUAGAGGGGGAAGGAAAAAUUGAGUCAGAUGAGGAUAAGUUAGCUUAAGUACUACUAUGAGACAAAUGUAUGAAAACAUGAAAUUUGAUGUUGAAGAACGAGGAGACUAAAUAACUAAAUGUAAUUACCAGAAUAUAGUGGAGAAAAAGAGUCAUUUUUCAUGGAUCAUAUUUUUUAUACUGCAUAAAUCAAUUUUGGUCUGUUAUGUCGCUGCGACGCGUUGUAGUUUCAGUCAGGACUUGAUAACACGAAUUGGAAUUUAAUGCAGGCUAGGUUAUAAAGCAGGAUGGACAAAGCAAACGGAAACAACUAGUUUGAAGUGAUUUAUAUAAAUGAAUUUACUUGUAUGUUCUGAACUGUCAUAAGAACAAAAAUCUGUAUAAAUAUACCAAAAUAUAUCUCCCAAAAA